This is a messenger RNA of Desarmillaria tabescens, 6315 nucleotides long. RefSeq names its product clathrin-coated vesicle protein. Gene Ontology annotation, cellular component: membrane; Golgi apparatus; endocytic vesicle. Gene Ontology annotation, biological process: intracellular protein localization; endocytosis; retrograde transport, endosome to Golgi. The record is from RefSeq and is a predicted model, not a curated record. The transcript is spliced from 19 exons. NCBI's taxonomy places the organism in Eukaryota, Fungi, Basidiomycota, Agaricomycetes, Agaricales, Physalacriaceae. Bases 190 to 6243 code for a protein of 2017 amino acids.
CAUAACGCAUGAGCCGGGUAGCCGAGAAGCCGAAUCUAUUGGCUAGCACCGUUGUCGGAACCCGUUGUCGUAUCACGUCCUUCCAGUUUUAUUUCCUCCUCUAUACUCCGGGGUCGACUCUAACCCUCAUACAGUUUUUAUAACGUCGGUUCGACUCCAGUAGGAUUCUGGCUGGUCGUCAUUGUUAGGAUGUCUACCGAAGAUGGUGUCAUAAUUGAGGAUAUUCAAGAGACGGAAAUCACAGAAGAGCAUGGUGAGAUGUAUGUAUUCCAAUGGAUAGCGUCGACGGAGAAGAAAAUUGCGGAGGCACCUCUAUCUACUCUCAAGGCAAAGCAAGCAGAUAUCGAAGCCACGCUGGUGAAAAUUAUCACUGCCCCGAGCCCUUUCCCGGCUCCAGGACGCGCUAUCCGCAAUGUUGUAGCACGAUGCCUCGUUUCUUUGUACACCCGGUCAGAGACGCGGACGCUGUUUGACACCAUCCAGGCCUUCCUGAAGAUCGUCGGUGACUCAAAGACAGCAGAUAGAGAUCCACACCGGAUAGCGGCGCUGUACUGUGUCGGCGAAGUGAUGCUCGCUUUUGGAUCGCAGUUCAUGUCUUUUAUGGCCGAAAUCGCAAUAGUGACCCUGCGCCUAUCGAAAUCUUCUUCCAAUUCUCCAUUACUGCGCUACCAUGCUAUCUUGGCACUCCGCAAAUCUCUUUCCUCUGCCAAGAGAGCGGUUGCAGACAAUACAGUCAAGGAUAUCAUCAAGCAGAUGCGGUCUGCCUUGACUGGUAAAUGUCAUCCCGUUCAAAGGGCAUCUGCAGAGGUGCUCAUUGUGAUGUAUUCCGGCGAUAAUCACCCUUCCACAAGCGACAUUGACACCAUCAUCGCUCUCAGUGUCCGAAGUCUUGAGCACGCGGAUCACGCUACCCGACGCUCUCUUUCCCAGCUGGUCGGGCACCUUUUGGCUUCUACCCAGACUCCAAGGGUGGUCCGGAGCUCUGAACCACCCGUUAAGAAAAGCGGGUCCGAACUUUUAGACGCCGAUUCCACAACGGCAGGCCACGCUGCUGUAUCUGAAGUGAUGAAACCCCUUCUCACCCCGACAGAAAUGCUAUUGCACCUGUCGAUGCAAUAUAAUAAGCCGAACUUCUCUCGCAAGUGCCGCAUAGGGCUGUUUGAUUUUUAUGCAGCACUUUUCAUAAAGCUUGGAGUCGCUUUCACUGAGACCAACUAUUCUUUGAUCGUUUCUCAUCUCAUGGCGGAGAUUGUCUCCAGUCCACGGAGUCGAAGCAGUCGCUAUGAGGUCUUAUUAGUUCGCCGAUUAGUCGAGAUUUUGUUGAGAGAUCUAAUCGGUGUUCGUAUGUUGAGCGAGCAGGGACAGAUAGGCGCUAUCCAGGAGCUAGCUAGUUCUUACCUUAAACGGUGGCCCGCUUUGAUGCCAGGUCAGACAGCGCCUUCUUCCGCUGUUUUAGCUAUUGUCUUGCGGGAGGUGGCUGGGUUAUUACAGCAACUUGGGAACGCCCCGCCUCCGGUGCAGGAUGCAGUAGCAGAGCCGUUGGUGACAUUACUUGCCCAUCCGAGCUACACUAUCAGGGUAAAUGCUUCAUGGACUCUUCGGUGCUUCUGUUCCUCGACGCCUCUACGAUUACCGAAGACAAUCAUCACUGUCUUCGAGCUAUUGCAGAGAGACAUGACCGCCAUCCUAUCUCCGGCUGCUCCUUCCGACAUCAACUCCCGAUCCCUUGGACACGCAUAUGGUUUAUCGGCACUGGUGUCAAUCAUACCUGAGCGCCCGUUGUAUGUAUCUUACGAUGUUAGCGCAAAGGUCCUGGACAUGGCCAUUCAAUUGCUCAAGCAUUCAGCCGAACAUGACGUCAAGAUUGCAGGCAUUGAGGUGGAAGUUGCAUGGACUUUGAUAGCAUCUUUGAUGUCUCUUGGACCAAACUUCGUCCGAGCCCAUCUUCAGCAGUUGCUAGUCCUUUGGCGGAAUGCACUCCCUAAGCCAACCAGUAAGGAUGUCGUGGACAACGCUACACGGCCCUUGGAGGAGUGGAUGUUUCUUUUGCAUUUGCGUGAAAGUGCCCUCGGUGCUAUUCUGUCGUUCUUGAAGCACAACUCCACAACUCUGGUGACCUUAGAUGUCGGGCGUCGGAUUGCGAUGGUCCUGAGCAACGCCCUUUUGUUUGCGAAUAAUUUCAUAAAUCAGAAAGUCGAUGACGGGACCGAUACUCAAAUCCCUGGCCCCCAACCCAAGGGUUUGACGCUCAAGGGACGAGAAGCUUUGCUGCGACGGCGCGUAUACGAAUGUUUCACCGUUCUGGGCUUCUCAAAUAUUCCAGAGGCCACACAAACAACUCUCCUCCAAUCGGCUGUCACGCUCUUCGCGAGUGCCGACGGAUAUGCGGGAUCGUCUGUUCAGGCCGCUAUAGCGUCAUCUUCAGGCACCUUUACCUCGGUCUGGAACAGUGUAGACGGAUAUGCGUAUGGCGUGACGUUUACCGAAAUAGUGGAUCAUGGCGAUCUUGGUGCACAUAGUGAUUCUACAACCGAAGGAAGGGAUCAGCUGAAUCGAGAUUCCAUUGAAGCCUCAAUCGACUCUUUGCUUCGUAAACCGAUCUUUGGCGCGCGCGAACACGACAAACUGACAUUAUGUCGUUCCCAAGUAGCAGGCGAAGCUGACCAAGAACCACCGCCUCCAGCCACAGCAAUUGUGGAUGCUGCCAUUGACCUCUUUGCUCGAUUGUUGCCGCUCCAGGAUACGGCAUCGACUGCACGGACAAUCACGCAGCUGCUUGAGGCAGUUCGUUCUCCCAGACUGGAGAAAAAUACGGGUCGUAAGGCUGCUGUCACAAUCAACGCCACAAUUGCUUUAGCGCUUACAUUACGGAAUGCAACGACGUCUCACUAUCGCCAGGCUCGAGAUACUUUUGGUAGUAGCCAAGUGACAACCCUAUUGUCUCCAUUUUUGAAGGAAACUCUGGUUGAUGGAGACCAUGUUUUGCGUUCCGCCACCAGUGAAUGCAUAGGUCGUUUGGCAAGCUUGGGAGGUACCAACUUCCUCACGAAUCAGAUAAAGCAGCUGGUAGAUCAGGUCGUCAGCAACCGAGACCCUUACGCUCGUGCCGGCUGCGCUCUUACUUUCGGCGCUGUAUACACUCAUGUAGGAGGACUCGCCGCUGGUCCUCUAUUGAAGACAACCGUGAACGUCCUCAUGUCUCUCAGCAAUGAUCCUCAUCCUCUGGUUCACUUCUGGGCACUGAACGCGCUGGCACGAGUUAUAAAUGCCGCCAGUUUGGCAUAUGCACCGUUCGUGUCGAGUACUCUGGGAAUGCUUCUCAAAAUUUAUCUGAUGGAUUCCCAUGAGUGUGAAGGCGGUUCACUUUCUAAUGCCAACCUCAGUGGUGAUUAUCCGGCGUAUCCAGUGGUCUGUCAGAUCAUCGAUGCUGUUAUUACCGUCCUCGGCCCUGAUAUACAGGAGUUUUCAAAGACCAGAACUCUCGUUCUUAACCUGGUACACGAGUUCUCUUUGGAAGUGGAUGAAGGCACUCGAGUCGAAGCUAUAAAAUGCUUCCAACAUUUCCUGAUGUUCGCUCCCGAACAUGUUGAUAUACCCGAUUUGGUCAAUCAUUUCCGCGGCUACCUAUCUUCAACAUGUCGACCGUUGAAGGUCGCGUCGAUUAAUGCACUUUAUCAGCUCGUGCAGAAGGAUGCUUUAGCUAUGUCUAAACUCGGCGGAGACCAGCUGGUGGAGAAUCUCUUCAGCAUGCUUGAUGACGAUGCAUCUGUCGAUGGUGUUCGAAGCGUCAUUACAAGUUGGCUUCAUCAAACGGUUGUCUACAAUCCGUCUGCAUGGAUCGACCUAUGCCAACGGAUUAUGUCUCGAACAACGGCGUCUCAGCAGGUGGCUGAUGCUGCAACGCGACAGAAUAUGCGAGACGACGAGGGUGAAUCUUUAAGUGUGGGUAUAACACAAGACGGAGGCGACGGCGUGCGCGCACAUCUUACGUCACGUUGGAGGACUCAAUUGUUUGCUCUUCAAUGCUUGCAUCAGAUCUGUUCAAUCGUUGCCGAAAGUGGGAGGAAGGAGCAUGUAGAUGUUAUAUUUGCUCGCGCUCAGGGAAUACCGACGUCUGGUCUCCUGAUCUCUCGGGUAACGGAUUUAAUCAAAAUGGCCUUCACUGCAUCCACGGCGUAUGUAACUGAAAUACGAAUGGAGGGACUUGUUGUCCUGCGUGAUGUUAUUCAGAUAUUCGCGACAUCUCCCGACCCUGCGUUCGAGGACUCCCUUCUUUUGGAGCAACACCAAGCGCCUAUUACUGCUGCACUGACGCCGGCGUUUUCCGCAGAUUCAACACCAGAAAUUCUAGCCUCUGCAGUUCAGGCUUGUGCAGUAUUCGUUGGGUGUGGUGUAGUGAAAGACGUCAAUCGAAUGGGACGUAUACUGAAGUUGCUUACAACUGCUCUCGAACAGUCGAAAGAUUCGGGGAUGGUGAAGCUCGGAGAAACUGCAGAACUAAGUCCUAAUGCUUCCGCUAUGCUGAGAAUAUCGACGGUAUCCGCAUGGGCCGAACUUGAAGUCUCUAGUGCUCGGCAAUCCUACCUCAAGAACGUUGUAGACCCUUAUCGAGCAUCCCUUGCGACGCUGUGGGUGGUCUCUCUUCGAGACUACGCUAGCAUUAGGAUCGACUCGGAGUUCCUUCAUGAUACUUCUUCAGUCGCGUUGGACUCCACUUACUCAAGUCUGGGGAAGGAAGUACUACUACCGUACUAUGCACAGUCUUGGUCUAUUAUACUUCAAGCUGUGGCCACUGCAAUGCAGGCAAAUGAUCCGCAUAUUCUCUCUGCUAUGCACGGCCGUGAAGGCAGUGACACCGCACUUUCCACAGUGAAUGGCAACAGCCAUGAAGAACCCUCUGCUCUGUUCUUCGUCAUAUUCGGAUUGGCGUAUGAGGCACUCGUGUCCUCCGCUGAUUCUAAUUCAAUGGAUUCUACUCAACAAUCUACAGUCCUAAGUGCGCUAAUGGCUCUCAAGUGCCUCGUCCUACCACAGUACGCCGGUAAGGCCUUGAUGGAGCCAACAAUCUUCGACGAAUUCAUCGCUGUCUGUUAUCGUAUGGCUAUGACUGAGACAGCAUCUAUUCAAACACAUCUUAUUGAAGUACUUUCCGUCUUUGCCCUUUCCCAAGAAGCCUCGGCUGACAGUUCACCUGACACCCUCUCUGCAAACUCUCCGAAAGCACAUUGUUUGAGGACAUGCUCUUAUAUACUUAGGCAUACGACAUCUGCUUCCCAGGGCCCUAUCAUUCAAGGGGAUAUUGCGGAUCGCAUAAAGAUGAUAACCGCUUGCUUUUCCGCCUUUGGAAACAUUGCAGCAUCCCUGAAUACAUCUCAGCGAGAAGACAUACGCGGUGUCGCCAUUCUUCUUUAUAGUGACAUGCUCAAGGAUGAAUCGUCUGAAAUCGACCUUGUUGGCCCUACCCUUCCGUGUCUCAAGGCGUUACUAGAUAUUCCUAUUUCGAUGGCACGGGACUCGAAGGAUCGAUAUAGCCGUCUAGUGCAUGGCCUCAUAUCUGCUUGUUUGCUUAACAUCGAUGGCAUGAGAGGACGACAAGGGUUCAUAUCGACCAAGAAAGUCAAGAACAACCUAUUAGCAGCCGUACUCAUAUUGACCGUAAUACCACCGACUGUCAAAGUUGGGCGAGCAGUUCUCGAACAUGCUUGUUUCUUGAUUUCCCAGAAGCUACUUGAUGAUGACGAGGCGUCCUUGACCGCUGCCCAUUGUGCCAAGACUCUGAUGCUCGCCUCCACCUCGGGUAACCCUGUGCUUCGUCAGUGCGCUAAACUUUUGGUCCCUAGCCUAAUAGAAUACAUUGCCAAAAUGGCGCCCCUAGCGAAUGAUGGAUCAAUAAAGGAAUCUCAUGCGGUGGCUAUCGGCGAGGUCUGGAAAGCGUUUUCAUCCUUCUUUGCCUCUGUUGGAGAAGAGCAUCGCUCGCGAUUAUUGGGUGUUAUACUACCCACGAUCACUCUUCUCCUCACAAACACUGAAGCACCACCUUCGCCAGUCGUUACGCAGAGCAUUUCACAGCUACUAUCAUAUGCGACGUCCUCUCCAGCGGCCUUCAAGGAUGCGGCAGGGAAGCUAGAACCAUCAUCUCGAGAGCUACUAGAACAGUCGGUGCGCCGCGCAAUCGGCGGCAAUGCCGCAUCGGCAAGCGGAGCUAAUGCUGCCAAACCCCAAAUAUCCCUACGAUCUUUCUAAGUAGAGAACUGUACCAAGUCACAGAUGAUGUAUCGCUAGUUAUUCCUGGACAUAAUCAAGUUAUAACAUACU